Dermacentor andersoni is the source of this 3817-nucleotide messenger RNA. Its product is annotated as endothelin-converting enzyme 2-like. Gene Ontology annotation, biological process: protein processing. Gene Ontology annotation, cellular component: plasma membrane. The record is from RefSeq and is a predicted model, not a curated record. Gene Ontology annotation, molecular function: metalloendopeptidase activity. NCBI's taxonomy places the organism in Eukaryota, Metazoa, Arthropoda, Arachnida, Ixodida, Ixodidae.
UUUUACCAGUGAACUCGGUCCAUCAUCUAUACGCCACCACGCUCGGCAUAGCACGCUCUGCACGCGCAGAAGAAGACGUUCACGCUGCACGCAGGGCACGCGUCGUGCUCCUAGCUUCGCCCACGCAAGAGACAACGGCGUCUCUAACCCUGGCCACGAAGCCCAACCGUUCUGCAGCACCCCGGAACUCGGAAAUUCGCUGCAUCGCUGGGCCUUAUAGGCGGAACAGCAAACAUGUCGAAGAAGCCGCCGGCGAGCGACGGGCAGCUCGUCAGGAUCGAGGAAUCCGCCGACAGUCGCCCUUCAAGCCGCCAGGAGCAUCGGGAGGACACGGAGGCUCAGGCCACCACCGCUGCCUCUCACGCGAUUGGCUACAAGAGCGAAAUAGGACCGGAUCACUCGACAUGGACAGGCCGAACCGAACGCACGACCGCUUCACCCAUCCGAGGCCGCUGCCCGCAAAGCAGCGACAAUUGGCAGACCGAGCAGGCACCUGCCGCCACGGUAGGCACCGCGCGCCAUUCGCGUAGCAUUCAACGCCCAAGCAAGACGUCGGAGAAGUCCAAGCAUCAACAGAGCAGACCCGCGCUCGAUAGAUCGGCGACCACCAAAGCGAAGGUACCGAAAGGCGCCGUCAAUGCACACAAGAAGGCGGGUUCGGUCCGCGGCAGACAGACGACCAGGCACAAAGGCCAGGCAGGCCAGGCCGGGCUGCCGGACCGACGAGCUAAUCCCGCCGCCGAAGCAGAUGUCAGUGGCACUCACCCUAACCAGGGGCAAAAGGCGACGAGAGCGGACGAUGUGGACGAGUUGUCGACCGCCCAAUCUUAUUUGGCGACUUUCUACGCUCUGGCCACCACUUUAGCGGCCACUCUCGCCGCGCUCCUAUCGGCCCCUAGCCAACAACCACAAGUCGCGAGCAGCAGUCCCGGUGAUUUCUGCUCCACGUCUGCGGCUUCAACUGUCCAGAACGCUUCGGACCAACAGGGGCUAUCGUCGAGGUAUCAUUCGCACAACCUGAAACAAUCGAGUCUGGCCCCGGACGUCUGCAGCCCAAGCUCUCCUGGUGCAACUUCCGCGGAGAGCGAGAAACCGAUAAGCGGACGUGUGUCCCAGGGCCUCAACGAACUUGUAGCCAAGAUGCUUCAGGAUGUUCCAUCGAUCGAACUGGCGAAGGUGCCAGAGGGCGCCGCGAGCGCAAGCACCACCGAUCACGUCCGCCCCGUUGCGCGCUCCCCAGGUGUCGCUCAGGGUGCGGCCAGAGCGCGCAAAGGCGACAUGACUGCCUCGCCCUGCUCGCCCACCACCAGGGCGCUGAAGGAAGCUGCGACAAUCCUCAGCAUGAAGCCCUUGCGGUUUCCUGGAAUGAAGAAGGACGACAUGAUCAGGAUGAGGGUCCUCACCAUCGCCUCGAUUGUUGUGACGGUCACCGUUAUCCUCGGCGUCAUUGCCUUCGCGAUCAUCACCCACCACCGCGGCACCAAGCUGAAGAACUACUGCGACACGGAUGGCUGCCUGUACCACGCUCGGACGCUCACGCGCAAACUGAACCAGAGCAUCGACCCGUGUGUCGAUUUUGCCGCGUACGUCUGCUCCGCCUGGGUACCCUCGGGCGUGUACAGCGAGCAGACCAAGUCGCCCAUAGAUGGCAUCCUCUACUCUCGGUUCAUCGGCUUCCCGGAAAUGCUAGCCAACGGCGCUCGCGAGCUUCCGGUGGGAGAGAAGGCGCGCGCCAUGCACGUUGCCUGCAUGGAUUCCGCAGCCCAAGCCGUAGCCAACAUCGAAGAGUUUCGACGCCUUAUGCAGGCCAUGAGGUUAAGCUGGCCGGAACCACCUCGCGAAGAUUCGAAUGCCCUCGGCGUCCUGCUUUCGCUAGCAUUCCAGUGGCAGAUACCGCUGUGGAUCGCUGUCCACACGCCCGCGUUGCAGAAGACCGACUGGCGCCUGAGGAUCAGACCGGGGGACUACAUACCGUUGCUGAAGAACCAGUACGUCAGCGUGACGAGCGGCGACGGGUAUGUGGGCUACUGGCUUGGGUUCUACAACGCUUUUCGUACCAGCGCCACCAUUCCUUUAAGCAAGCCCCAAAUAGAAGGCGUCGCUGAUGCCGAGGGUCGCAUACUCGAGCAACUGAACAAGGCGUUCAUCUCGAAGAAGAAAAUCCCGGCCGUGUUGCAGCUCGCCGUCAUAGGGAACUUCACCGCCCCUGUCUCCUCAUUGGAGUGGCUGGAGCAGUUGACUCUGAGCCUGGCGUUCAGCCCCAAGUUCGUCGCGAGCGACCAAAUUGCCGUGAGCGACACGGGCUUCCUGGCAGCGGUGGCAGGCCUCUUCGCGAACUACACCCACCAAAGGCUAAUCGAACAGCUGUCUUGGCUCUUCGUCCAGGCGUACGCGCCCAUAUCGGAUCCGAAGCUGCAGACGGCUCGCUACGGCGACACGUGGAAAGCAGACAGGUACAGGCCCAUACUGUGCGCCCAUCACGUGGAGUCUUCCAUGAAGAUGCUAGUCUUCGCGCUCAACUACGUUUCCGGUUACACUCAGCGGGACACCGAGCUCGUCAAUACUGGCCUCACUAGCCUGAUCUACGCCGCCUCCAGUAAGAUCAACAGCUCCGGAUGGCUGGACGAAGAGAGCAAGGCGCGCGCUGCGAGGAAGAUAGAGUCCGUGCUAACGUUCCUCUGGCCGGCGAAGCAAUGGAUCCGCAACGAAUUCCUCAGUUCUCUGUACAAUGACUACCCGAGCGAGGAAGAAACUUUCGGCGAUUACUGGAUAAAGGCCCGUUUCGCCGUGGCGAAGCACGACAGGACAGCCGAGUUCGAGGCUACGCUGAGCCUGCCGAGUAAUAUUCCGCCACCCAACUUUGGCUACGAUUACAUCACCAACAGCAUCGCCUUGCCUAUCGGCAUAGUCGACCGGCCGUUGUACUACGGGGAUGGAAACAAGGCCAUGUUCUACGGCGGCCUCGGAUUCCUCAUAGCUUUGCAGAUCGCCUCCGCGCUGGACAGUGUGGGCAUCACGUGGGACGCCGAAGACAGGAGCGUCGCGUCCAUCAUCGCGAGCGACGCGUCGAUGAAGGCUUUCGAGGUGAAAGACGGUUGCCUCGAGGACGAAGGAAUCGAGAGCAUAUUUCCCGAAGUGCCGGCGCUGGAAAUCGCUUACGCCGCGUUUCAGCGCGCCGUUCGAAACGACAAGGACGGCGCACCGGCGGCACUGCCAGGGUUGUCGCCGGACAAGGUGUUCUUCAUGACCCUGUGCUACAUGGCCUGCACGAGGCUGGACGCGAAGCACGCUUUCGGUGCCGACUGCCACAAGGCUGUCCGCAACUCGCCGGCUUUCCAAGCGGCAUUCAGCUGUCCCAGCGGCUCAAAAAUGAACCCGACAAAAAAGUGCAGUUUCUUCUACUGACGCGAAACGCGUUGUGAGAACACUUGCGUAUAGCCAGGACGUGCCUCACAUCGUUCGCACAAGCACUUCUUUUGUGCACUUUUCGUCUGUUUUGCAGGUGUUCGGCGUUUCUACGUAUACACUAUUAUACUAAGUGUUGUGUGUGAUUAGCCGAAUUGCUCGAUUUCUCGUGAACUCGAAUGUUUUUCUCUCACCCAAUUUCUUUGUCUCUUUUUUUGUUAUCAUUAUUUUUACUCGCCUUUAUGUGAGUAUGCAUCCAUUUUUGCAAAGGAUGCUGCUUCUGUGAACUGGUUCAGCCACAAAGCAGUGUUCGAAUUCAUUCCGAGUUUAACCGCUUCCACAUCGCGUUGCAUGUUUACUAGUUUUAAAGUGAUCUGUCUGACCAUAGAAUGUAAACACAUUGCACGUAACA